AUGCUGCGCCACCUCCCGGGACUGCUCCUGCUGCUCUGGCCGCUGCUGCUGCUGCCGCCGCCGACCCCCGCCGCCCCCGGCCCCCUGGCCCGCCCGGGCUCGCGGAGGCUGGGGAUGCGCGGCCCAGCGGGCAGCCCCGGGCGCCGCCCUGCCCCCGCUGCCCCCACCGGCGCGCCCUAUUCCGGGACCGGCCAGCCCGGCGGGGCCCGCGGCGCAGGUGUUUGCAAGAGCAAGCCCUUGGACUUGGUGUUUAUCAUUGAUAGCUCUCGCAGUGUGCGGCCCCUAGAGUUCACCAAGGUGAAAACCUUUGUCUCCCAGAUAAUCGACACUCUGGACAUUGGGGCAGCAGACACACGGGUGGCGGUGGUGAACUAUGCUAGCACUGUGAAGAUUGAGUUCCAUCUCCAGACCCACUCGGAUAAGCAGUCGCUGAAGCAGGCUGUGGCCAGGAUCACACCCUUGUCUACAGGCACCAUGUCGGGUCUGGCUAUCCAGACAGCGAUGGAUGAGGCCUUCACGGUGGAGGCAGGAGCCCGGGGGCCCACAUCCAACAUCCCUAAGGUGGCCAUCAUUGUGACAGACGGAAGACCUCAGGACCAGGUGAAUGAGGUGGCCGCUCGGGCCCGGGCAUCUGGUAUUGAGCUCUAUGCUGUGGGCGUGGACCGGGCAGACAUGGAGUCCCUCAAGAUGAUCGCCAGUGAGCCCCUAGAUGAGCAUGUUUUCUAUGUGGAGACCUAUGGGGUCAUCGAGAAACUUUCCUCUAGAUUCCAGGAGACCUUUUGUGCCCUGGACCCGUGUGCACUUGGCACACACCAGUGCCAGCACGUGUGCAUCAGUGAUGGGGAAGGCAGAUACCACUGUGAGUGUAGCCAAGGAUAUUCCCUGAACGCCGAUAUGAAGACAUGCUCAGCUACCAAUAAGUGUGCUCUUAACACUCAUGGAUGUGAACACAUCUGUGUGAAUGAUAGAACUGGCUCUUAUCACUGUGAGUGCUAUGAAGGUUACACCUUGAAUGAAGACAAGAAAACAUGUUCAGCUCAAGAUCAAUGUGCUUUUGGUACACAUGGCUGUCAGCACAUUUGUGUGAAUGACAGAGGUGGGUCUCAUCACUGUGAAUGCUACGAAGGCUACACUCUGAACGCAGAUAAUAAAACGUGUUCUGUUCUCAGCAAGUGUGCUCUGGGCUCUCACGGCUGCCAGCACAUCUGUGUGGACGACGGGGCAGCGGCCUAUCACUGCGAGUGUUAUGCCGGCUACACCUUGAAUGAAGACAGGAAGACGUGCUCAGCCAUUCAAGAAGCACGAAGACUCAUCUCCACAGAAGAUGCUUGUGGAUGUGAAGCCACUCUGGCAUUCCAGGAUAAGGUCAACUCCUAUCUGCAGAGACUGAACGCCAAACAUAUCCUUUCUGGAAGGUUUUCUGCUUCUGCUUUAAGCCACUCUCGGUAG
Messenger RNA from Panthera uncia (snow leopard), 1449 nucleotides. RefSeq names its product matrilin 3 (gene MATN3). The record is from RefSeq and is a predicted model, not a curated record. Lineage: Eukaryota; Metazoa; Chordata; Mammalia; Carnivora; Felidae. The coding region runs from base 1 to 1449 and encodes 482 amino acids. The transcript is spliced from 7 exons. Gene Ontology annotation, molecular function: calcium ion binding.